Molecule: messenger RNA, 4340 nt
Organism: Cyprinodon variegatus (sheepshead minnow)
Lineage: Eukaryota; Metazoa; Chordata; Actinopteri; Cyprinodontiformes; Cyprinodontidae
Gene: prdm1a
Product: PR domain containing 1, with ZNF domain
Exons: 7
Coding region: 127-2661 (844 amino acids)
Biological process (GO): regulation of transcription by RNA polymerase II; cell fate commitment
Cellular component (GO): cytoplasm; nucleus
Molecular function (GO): histone deacetylase binding; RNA polymerase II cis-regulatory region sequence-specific DNA binding; DNA-binding transcription repressor activity, RNA polymerase II-specific
Source: RefSeq, a predicted model, not a curated record
UUGAGAGCUUGGUGUGGAGUAUCAGCACUCAGAGUGGGAAGGCAGAACAGGAGAGCUACACCUGUCCUACACAAGACUCCUAUCCUCACAGGCAGCCUUCCAUAGAGGAUCCCAGUGGUCGUCCCUAUGUGUGGAUGGGACCAAAGUUACACGGCGACCUCUCAUAGCUCGGCCAUGUUGACCAGUGAGGGGGCGCACACUAUGGAGCAAGACGAUACAAACCACAAGAUGGCCUCCACAGCUACGAGCACGGGUUCGGACGGAGCAGAGACCAUGACCGACACCGACGUGGACAUGGAGAUGGAGAUGGAGGAGGCUGACAUGACACAGUGGACGGAGGCCGAGUUUGAGGAGAAGUGCACAUACAUCGUGAAAGACACGGCGUGGGAGGCGGGGCCAGACGCUGACGUCACGAUGACAGCGACCAGAGCAGAGGCGUCGCUGCCCAGAAACCUGGUGCUCAAACACCUGGCAGGCACCAAAGAGGUGGUCGGGGUGAGCAGCAGGGAGUACAUCCCCAAAGGAACUCGCUUCGGUCCCCUGGUGGGCGAGAUCUACACAGCCGACAGUGUCCCAAAAGACGCCAACCGGAAGUACUUCUGGAGGAUCUUUGUGGAUGGUGAGUUUCACCACUUUGUGGACGGUCUGGAUGAGACGCGCUCCAACUGGAUGCGGUACGUGAACCCGGCCAAGUCGGCAGCAGAACAGAACCUGGCGGCAUGCCAGAACGGCAUGGAGAUUUAUUUCUACACUGUGAAGCCCGUCCCAGCUGGCGCUGAGCUGCUCGUCUGGUACUGUCGAGACUUUGCCCGCCGCCUGAGAUACCCACCAUCGGGCGAGCUAAUGAUGGAAAAACUCAAGCAGUCACUUAUGGAAGUUAAGCAGCAACAGGAGGACAGAGAGGACAGCCCAGUUGAAACAUCCAGUACAUCUCCUGUCUCAAUGACUCCCAGUCCGCCCAAGAGGGAGCACAGCGUCCUGUCUAUUCUGCGUGGCACCAACACAUCCUCCUCUGCCCCUAAAAGGGAGCCCAGCCGCCCUCUCCCCACACGGCCACUUUGUGCCGAUAGCCCGGAGCGGCCCCUGUACCCCCUCGCCCGCUACCCGACGCUCAGGCCCCAUUUUCCCCUCCCUGAAGACAUGCUCAAACCCAACCAACUCGGUUACCCUUCAACUCAUUCCCCUGGCAAACAGUCCUCAGCAACACCAAGCCCCUCUGCAAGAAGCAGCCCAGACACCAGCCCUCAUAGUAGCCCCUCUGGUCCAGCAUUAUCACCAGCUUCUUUUUACCCAUACCCUGGUUACUCCCCUCCAUCUGCCCCACUCCCUUCUUCAUUCUACCCCCCUGGGCCCCAGUACUCUCGUUACCUCCUACCCCAUCAUUACCCUCUACACGGAGGUGGCGUCCCGGCUGUGGGAGGGAUAUUUCCUAGGAUCUACCCAGUCUACAGCAGCCUAUUGCCCCCUCAUUUGCCCCUCCUGCCUUCUGACACUGCAGCGAGGCGCCUUGUUAUACCUGAACCUGUGCACCCCUCCUCAAUCUCUGCCAACAGAGACUAUUUUCUGCCCGGGCCACGAAGUGCCUUCUCAACUGCAACUUCUUUGAGGGACAAAGCGGGAGCCCACAGCUCUUAUCCUGGACACCCUAACUCACACGGACCAGCUCACACUCCGUCCAGCAGCUCCCCAACUGCCGGCACAGCACCACCCAGCGAGCAGGUGCCAACCAAGCCUACCUCAGCCCUCGUGGGAAACACUAUUGAACGUCACCCAGAUGAAGAGGCUAUCAAUCUGACCAAAAUGAAGCGUGGCGCAGGGUCAGCGGGCUACAAGGCGUUACCUUACCCUCUGAAGAAGCAGAAUGGCAAAAUUAAGUACGAGUGCAACGUGUGCAGUAAGACCUUUGGGCAGCUGUCAAACCUGAAGGUUCAUCUUCGGGUGCACAGUGGAGAAAGGCCAUUCAAAUGUCAAACCUGUAACAAAGGCUUCACUCAACUCGCUCAUCUGCAGAAACACUACCUGGUUCACACUGGGGAGAAACCACAUGAAUGCCAGGUGUGUCACAAACGCUUCAGCAGCACCAGCAACCUGAAAACCCACCUGCGCCUUCACUCAGGGGAAAAGCCCUAUCACUGCAAACUCUGCCCAGCUAAGUUCACCCAGUUUGUUCACCUCAAGCUGCACAAGCGCUUACACUCCCGUGAACGCCCCCAUAAAUGCCCCCACUGCCACCGCCACUACAUCCACCUGGUUAGCCUGCGACUACACCUCAAGGGUUACUGCUUGGCGGCAAGCUCCGGUUCCGGUAGUCCGAACGUUUCGAGUCAGGCUGCCUUGGAGGAGGUGCAUCGCGCCAAUGAUGAGAUCGAGCGCUUCGAUAUCAGCGAGCAUGCCGAGCGACUGGAGCAACUGCAGGGAGGUGUGGAGAUGGAUGGGAUGUUGGAGAAACAGGUCUUGGGGAUGCUGUGGAGGGAGGCCGACCUCAAGUCCCCUAAUUUCCAUCCCAGUUACAAUAGCACUGGCAGUGAACUUCUGUCUGCAGGUUACGGUGCGUUUGAGUCCCCGAAUGAGACGUCAGUCAUCAAAAUGCACCAUAGCACCCCCAUCCCAACACUUGCUGCUAGCAUUACUGUCAAGCAGGAGUCAGAGGAACGUGCGUAACAGACUCUUUUUAUGUGCAAGACACAUGAAAAAUAGAUUUUGGACUGCAUGGUGGACUUGUUGCCAGGAGCAACAGCUGUAAAUAAGUAAUUAUCUAUUGCUAUCCCCAUGAACAUGCCAGGCUUAGAACCUAUCAGGGACUCACACACUCAGGGCUGCAAGAGACAAUGUCCCAUGACUACUUAGUGGUGUUACCAUUUAUUACUCCAAGACAAUCACCAAAAAAAGUUUGUGUUUUUUCUUCAGUGUAAUUAAUAUAAUUCUAAUAUUGUUGUUAACGUGAAUGAUUUUGUCUUUUUUAAACAUUUUGUGUUUUUGAUAAAUUAGUUGUUGUAUAAUCUAACUUAUUAUACAUUUAUUUGUUGUCUUUAAAAGCAAUAAGCGAACGAUUUGCUGACUAUUAGGGUGACACAUUAUUUCUGUUUAUGUUGAUUUGUUUUUUUUUUUGUUUUUUUACUGUGGCAAUUUCUCUGUAAAUAGUUACGGUUUUUGUUGCCCAUAUUUUUUCUCCUCUGAUUAAUUAAUGCAGAGGGGUCCCUUUUUUUUAGGGCUUAUCUAUUUAAAUCUUAAAAACCAAAGUAGCAGGUGAAAAUAAGCAGAAAGCCUUGCCUAUGUGCAGCACAUAAAUUAGUUCAUUUCCAAAGAGCUUUAUUUUAGUCUGGAUCCCUUCCCUGAAGUGUCUAGGUCCUUUUUCUGAAUUUAAAUGAGACAAAAAAGGGCUUUUUUGUUUGCAUUUUUUUUUUCACAACAGUUACCUCAGUGUGGAUGUGAUGAUGUGUGUGUCUGUGUGUUCAAAGGGACAGCUGAAGGUGGGAGUUUUUUUUAUUUAUUCAAUUUAUUCUACUUGAAGAAGAAUAAACCAAACUGAACUGGAGAGCAGCUCUUCAUGCGGUCCAAAGAAGCGGCACGGCCCGCUUAAAAUGUAGCACAUAACGGACUCAGGAAGCUGAAUAGCCGUCAUUUCCCCUGUUCUUCCCUUUUGUUUUCUAAUUUCAUUUUUUUUUUUUUUGUUGAAUACUUUUUGUACCCAUCUGGGAUUUAAAUUUAUUUGGCUUAAAAAAAACAAAGUUCACUUGGCUUUAUUUUCCAAAAAUAAUCUAAACAGGGAAAGAAGGACUAAGAAAAUGAAAAUGCCCAAGAAGGGAAAACUUACGUUGCGAUGAUGAAGUGUUUGCUCCUGUUUUGUAUGUAUAUAUAUUUUAUUUUGAUGUUGCUGUCAUUUUUGUUUUAUAUUUUUUUAGAAAACAGCCCCAUUCAUCUGCUGCCUUGUUAAGAACACCUAAGCACCUCGGCCCUCUUUUAUGCACUGCCCCACCCACCCCCACCCCCGUUCUACUUUAUCCCCUCAGUGCCGAUGCUUGUAUCAUAUACACUGUGUACAGUAUCUGUAAAACUGGUCAAAACUGCAUUAAGACCUUGCUUAAUGUUACUACAGCAGCUGUGAUUUUCUGUAGCAGGUGCACUUCAACAACCUGAAGUUGAUAUUACUUUCAUUAUGUUUCAAAUGUUCGACCAAAGCUUUUCUCUUUCUGCCGUAAGAGCUUUAACUCCAGAGGAGAAACCCCUAAAAUACCUGUCUUCUGUUUACAAACUGGUUUACAAAGUUAUUUAUGUGCAAAAUGUCAAAAAGUGUAAAUUAUGAUAUAAAUGCUCACUGCUCUAAUCUAAACUCUAACGAC